Molecule: messenger RNA, 1716 nt
Organism: Engraulis encrasicolus (European anchovy)
Lineage: Eukaryota; Metazoa; Chordata; Actinopteri; Clupeiformes; Engraulidae
Gene: epdr1
Product: ependymin related 1
Exons: 3
Coding region: 107-754 (215 amino acids)
Biological process (GO): cell-matrix adhesion
Cellular component (GO): extracellular region; lysosome
Molecular function (GO): calcium ion binding
Source: RefSeq, a predicted model, not a curated record
UGACGCCCAUGCGACCUGACGCCCGGUGCGGCACAAUCAUCCCUUGUUCCAGUUGGACAGCUCGUAGGAGCUAGAUGUCAGCUUGGUGCACCACGCGAAAUUAAUUAUGAUGGAAAACACGAAGGCAGUUGUGCUUUGGCUUGCAUUUUGCGUGUCAUUUGUAAUAUCUGCGUUGGGGAAUCCAGCUGGUGCAUCCCCGGCCAAACCUUGUCUUGCUCCUGUACAAUGGGAGGGGAGGAUUGUGGUGUAUGAUCACGGUACGGGGCGCAACUCCCGGUCCGCUAUAUCAUACGACGGAGAAAAUCAACGCAUUCGGAUACUUGAACACAAGAAAGGACAUGUUCCAUGCAAAAAGUACUUCGAGUACAUCUACUUAUAUCAGAGGGGGAUAAUGUUCCAGAUUGAGCAAAGCACUAAACUGUGCUCAAAGUUGGCUCUGACACAGGCAUGGGACCCAUUCGACAUCCCUGACAACUCCACAUAUGAGGACCAAUACUUCAUUGGAGGCCCUGGAGAUAUGAUUGAAGUGCAAGAGUGGUCUGACAGAAAGCCAGCUCGCCAACAUGAAACCUGGGUGGGUGUGUACACCAUGAUAGACUGCUACCCUGUGCAGGAGACGUACACAAAGAACAGCAGCGUGACCACAUCGACACGGUUUUUUGAUCUGUUGCCAGGCAUCAGUGACCCAGGGGUUUUCACACCCCCAGGCACAUGCCAAUCAGCCAGCCCAGAGAGGAUUACAUCAGAAUGCUGAGUCACCGUUUGCAUCACUGACAUGUUUAUUUACUCUAUUGUCCUCUCACGCUAUCAUUGAGUUUGAGAUGUCUUUUUUGUAGAUAGCACUGGAAAGCAUUAAUGUCUGUACGCAAGAAUGAAAUGAGUGCUGAACAAUGAUAAUCAUGUUGAUGUGUGGCUGGUGUGUUUAGCCAGAUUAACCGAUGGAGCAGUGCAGGCAGGGGUGGAUUAAGACUUAAAACAGGGGUGGGGAACCUUCAAGGGCCGUAAAAGUCCUCCAAGGACCAUACUAUGAACACAAACCAGGAUUUCCCCUGGCACUUUAGGCCUAUAUUGAAGGCAGCCACCAACAGACGCCUUCUCUGAGUCCCCUGAAUAUAGCUCAAUUGUUUUGCAAAUUGAAUUUCUAAGAUUCCUUUACAAAAGACAUAUUUCAUAUGAAGCUGCUUAACAAUAAAAUUAUGUCGGAGGCCGAAUAAAACGGCUUCAACAAGGGCUGCAAAAGGCCCUCAAGAUAUAGGUUCCCCACAGCUGCCUUAAGGAAUCAUCAAUGGUUUUGGAGGGCAUGCGUAGUCGCAAUGGUGCACGGGGGGUUAUGAUGGUGGGCUGGAGUAAAAUUGUCUUGGCACCUUGGGACCUGCGGUCUGCUGCGUGGGCCCAAAAGGCCUGCUCAUUUAUCCAACCCUGUCUACAAGAUGAGAAUUCCAAACCGGUUGUGAUUUGCGCAUUUUGAAUGUUCUUUUAUAAUAAAAUGUUAUUAGAUGUUGCUACUCUCUCGCUGUUGAAUCACACUUUCUCUGCUGUUAAGUAACCUAAGCUUGUUGGCAAUUUCCCCUUAAUGAACGCACACUAAAAAAAUACAUCCUAUGCCCUUUUCUAAUUUUAAUGAAUUUGAUGUGCAUUUCAUUAGGCCUAUUUACACAACUACAAUGUUUUCCCCUUUAGGUUGUGUUACAAUAAAGCAAACAUCUGUCUCAAAAA